Messenger RNA from Neolamprologus brichardi, 1073 nucleotides. RefSeq lists its product as uncharacterized. The record is from RefSeq and is a predicted model, not a curated record. Lineage: Eukaryota; Metazoa; Chordata; Actinopteri; Cichliformes; Cichlidae.
UAUUCGAUUUGUGCAUGUAUCUGUUUGUAACGUAACUGAAAAAGCUGCGGUUUGAAAUUUUUCUUCUGCACCUAAAUUUUCUGGUUCAGAUGAGUUCAGUGAGAAGCGCUAAACGUCUAAAUUUAGGGAAAAGCACACUUAGUGAUUCAGUUUCUUCAACUUUCGUUUUAAGUGAAGCCAUGUUGAGAAGAAGCCAAAGACUUCAGUCUAACGGCUAUUACGGCAGCCAAGGAGAGCCGUUAAUCUCCUACAAGGACACUUUAUACAGGCGACAGCCUCGUCCCCGUCCAGUCCCUGACAAUAUUGACCGAGACACAGUUGAAUACAACUACGAUGACUGUGACACUGUGGACUACAACUACGAUGACCGUGACACUGUGGACUACAACUACGAUGACUGUGACACUGUGGACUACAACUACGAUGACUGUGACACUGUGGACUACAACUACGAUGACCGUGACACUGUGGACUACACCACUGAUGAUUUUGUUGACUACAGUAGUGGCAGCAGCAGAGGUCUCUUUAGAGCCAUCAAGGCAUUGGGACUUUUGGUCCUCAUGCUGGCCUUGUGUUUUGGAUUGAUUUUCAGUAUUGGAGGGCUGAAGAUGGACUUUUCCACCCCGUUCAUGAGUGAGUACACGGUGAGCGGACAUGAACGGGUGGACAGGCAGGUACAAGACAUUCAGGAUACCCGACCACAGUGUAGAUUUCAUCCACUACGUCACGCUGCAUCUGCUGAACAAGUGGUGCAAUUGCGAGGAUUCCUGUCUACGCAGCUUUCGAGUUCAAAGAAAGCUGGCACAACCAAAUUCCCAUGAAAGAAUCUUUAAAAGAAAAGAGAGGAAAAAUGUGAAAGUGAAUCAGACUGCAACACAUAUUUAAAUAUUGUAUCAGAAAAAAAAUGUCCAUUUAACCCAUGUUUUUUUCUCCAGCGAACGUCCAUCCUACCAGGUAAGACAUGUCUGAUUAAGAUGUUUGCAGUCUGAUUCACCUCACCCCCAACCAGCCGUGGCAGAGGGCUUGCCCCUCCCUGAGCCUGGCUCUGCCAGAGGUUUCUUCCUGUUAAAAGG